Messenger RNA from Danaus chrysippus (African queen), 2061 nucleotides. NCBI's taxonomy places the organism in Eukaryota, Metazoa, Arthropoda, Insecta, Lepidoptera, Nymphalidae. The record is from the annotation of a GenBank genome assembly.
AUGUAUUAUAUUAAUUUUUCAGUGGGCGGUAUGUCCCGCGGAGGUAGCGGGGCUGGUAAGACAGCGACUGCGAAGCGCGUGCCUCCGCCGGCGGUCCCAGGGGAUGCGUUUGGGACUCCUCAACACAGACACUCGGGCUCCAGCUUCGGAUCCCAAGGUUAUGCCUCGUGUGAGGAACAGGCAUACCCGCAGCCGCCUGACACGCCUUCACAUACGAGAGAUGAUCACUCUGACUAUGGCAGCACAGUGUCCGGUGUGUCCGGUGCUAGCGGCAGUCUGGGCAAGAGUCCGGCCGGUGGGGGAACCUUCACCUUCCCUCCUCCCACACAACCACUCACACACAAGGCAGCUGUGUACUAUCAUCACCAACUGGCGCUGAGUGACGACCAGGGCAUAGAUAUGACGCAGAGCCCCGGUCGUGAUAGUCCCGGGUCAUCGUCGGGCUCCGCUGGGUCAGGGUCUCGACACUCAUCCGCGUCUUUGGACAGCGGCAGAGCGUCCGGUCGAAUGCCACACCAUCAUCAUGCGACUUGCCACUGUGGAGAUACCGUCGAUAGAGUACGAGCUAUGAUCGCUCAAGGACUACCGGAUCAUGAUAUAAUUCACGCAUGGCUGGCGGAUUUACAAAUGGAAGAAUACGCGAGGCUGUUCGUUGAAGCUGGUUACGAUCUAGCAACCGUCACUAGAAUGACUCCCGAGGAUCUUACAGCGGUGGGCAUCAAGAAACCAAACCAUAGGAAGAGGUUAAAGGCUGAACUUACCAACCUUAACGUGCCCGACAACCUGCCUGAUUACAUCCCGGGUUCUCUCGAGGAGUGGCUUCGUCUGCUGCGGUUGGAGGAAUAUGGACCGGCCUUAGUGGCACAAGGAUAUAGGACUGUGCAUGACGUCACACAACUGGCCUGGGAGGACCUAGAAGAUAUGGGCAUCGUACGUUUGGGACAUCAGAAGAAAAUUUUGCUCGCCAUUAAAAGAGUGAAAGAUAUUAGGGCGGGGAAGAGAAGUAUCAGCAGCCAAGGAUCACUUGAUUUCACGAGGCUAUCGGGACAGGAUUUAUAUACCCGAGAGCAUUACCAGCCCUGGGAGAGGAGGAGUUACCAUAAACCCCCCGAUCUAAAGUUUGACGCUCUACCGACCUUAGCCACUGAUUUGGUUCCUAUCCAGAUACGUCAUCCGCGCGGGAAAUCGCUCGAAAGUUUAGAAGAUCCGACGGAAAGGACUUCGCAUACAACGUUUUCACCUGAAGCGGGAUUCUAUUAUGGAGGGCAAUGGAGGCGUUCUUAUGAUGAUGGGGAUAUAACGCCUACAAACGACAGCUCGUACGAAGGCGGUGGAACUCUGCCGCGUCCGAGAGGCUUAGUGCGACCGCGGCCCGUCGCGAAAAUACAAGCGACGCCAGCAUACAGAGACAAAUCACCAGAUUACACCUACGACGAGAUAGCCUACUCAGCUAGAUUACAACGCGUCGCAUACGGCGCUAGUCCUCACGUAGCAAGGAAACCCCCACCAGAACCGCCAAAACGACAGAGUUCUCAAUACGCACCGUUCACGAGAUUCGGUCAAACGACGGUCGAAAUUCAUCCUGAGAAGAGUCUCCCACUAAGUCUUCCCGCGUAUCCAAGUUCGGAUUCUUUGAGCGUUUCUUUGGACAGCACGGGAUUAUUACCGCCGCCGCCCGCACCUUCAUCUCCACCUAGGAGAUACGAAGAAGAUAAAAUGAGGACCGGUUCCGAUGCUAGCUUUAAGUCAAGUUCCAGUACCGAAUCAGAUAGCAUUCCAUUCGCCAACGAGAACGCGGGAACGAUAAAACAGAACAGAGGCCAAAUAACUGGUAGACCGCACACCGUCGACUACGGACGGACGGGCAUUAACUUGACCGGUCUACCGCCACGGAACCCUGAUAUGAAACCCAACCACCCCCUCCCCGAACAUAAAGAUGAAAACAAAAGUACGGAACCAGUUGACGUACUCAACGACAUAGGCAACAUGCUAGCCAACCUAACAGACGAAUUAGACGCCAUGUUGGAAGAAGAAAAACGCCAGGGUCUGACUGAUUCCUAA